Misgurnus anguillicaudatus (oriental weatherfish) is the source of this 2524-nucleotide messenger RNA. NCBI's taxonomy places the organism in Eukaryota, Metazoa, Chordata, Actinopteri, Cypriniformes, Cobitidae. The record is from RefSeq and is a predicted model, not a curated record.
CUUUUGCCCAAUCAUACGACGCCGAUCAAGACAGGAGGUGGGGCUUUUCGAAAUAUUGUUGUGAAACAAACACAAGGACGGAGUGCAGACAUCACCAAACUGUACUUAAAUGCAAAUUAAAGGCAGAACCAGAUAAAAUAAGUUUCUUUAAAGACAGGUCCAAACAUGGGAAAGUCUCUGUUAAUUCUACCAAAGCAAAAAGAAGAUGAAGAGAUUCUGACUGAAGACUCGGAGCCCCGCACAGAGGAUGAUAACCACGAUGUGUCACAGUUUCCAUAUGUUGAAUUCACAGGCAAGGACAGUGUCACCUGUCCAAGCUGUCAAGGGACAGGAAGGAUCCCGAGAGACCAAGACAACCAGCUAGUUGCUUUGAUACCAUACAGUGACCAAAGGCUAAAGCCAAGACGAACGACGCUGUACGUGUUAAUAUCAGUUUUUGUCUGUCUGUUGCUGUCUGGCCUGGCUGUGUUCUUUCUGUUCCCACGGACCAUUGAUGUCUCCUACGUCGGCGUCAAGUCAUCCUACGUCACCUACGAUAAAGACAGACGGAUAAUCUACCUAAAUAUCACGAACACCCUGAAUAUUACCAACAAUAAUUACUAUCCAAUUCACGUGGCCAACGUCACAGCACAGGUGCAGUUCUACAAGACCGUUAUUGGAAAGUCUGUCGUCAACAACGUCACCAUGAUUCUCCCUCUCGAUAUGCGACAGAUUGAUUACACCGUUCCCACCAUCAUAGCCGAUGAGAUGAGCUACAUAUUCGAUUAUUGCACUUUGGACUCUAUUAAAGUGCAUAACAUUGUUGUGAUGAUGCAGAUGACCGUUACCACUGUAUGCUUUGGCCAUAUCGAGCAGGUGUCUCAGGAGAAGUAUCUGUAUGUGGACUGCGGUGCAAACACAACAUCUUCUCAUGGACACAUGAUACAUUGAUGCUCUUUCCCCACUCAUCAUGCUCUCAUGCUCUCAUACAAGCAUAUGAAUGCCAGAAGAUGAGGUGCAUACAGCUGAUUGGUCAGUGAGAGUCGUUGCUUGAUUGCUUUAUUACACCAUCAUUAAUUCUUACCUUGCACGUAGAGUUAAUUUAGACACACUGUGUAUUUUUGGAGAAGUUUCACCAUAGGGCUUUAAAAAUCCGAAACCACUAUAUCUUUAUGCGUUAAUAUUUUUUACAAUGUGCGGCUAUUACUUUAUUCACUUUACAGUCUUUUAUUCAUUUUAUUUAAAUGAAUAUCUCAUAUUCAGCAUAUAUGUAAACAACAUUUACCCAAAUCCUUAGCAUUAAAGGCAGGGUGCUUGAUUAAAAAAAAAAAACACUUUGGAAAGGCUGUCGGGCCGAGUACCAAAACACACUUGUGGCCAAUCAGCAGUAAGGGGCGUGUCACUAGCCGACAUUGUUGCGUAUGUAUGGGAUUCUCUAUCAAAAGAAUGUCCAGAUUAUAUUGGUAUAGGGACGUGUUUGUUUAGGUGAUUUCAAAUAUCAACAUUGGCUUUCAGAGAUCAUGCACCCCGCCUUUAACAGAUCUUUAUCCCUUCAGACUUGUUUGUAUAUAUACAGUUGUGGACUAAAAUAUUGGCACCCUUGGUAAAUAUAAGCAAAGAAAGCUAUCUCCAGUCGAUUUAAAAGUCUUCAUUGUGGAAAUAGAUAAUUUUAUGGUUUAUCUUUUUCCUCAAAGCCACUUUUCACAUUGUGUAGCUCAACAAUCUGUUGCUGCUCAUGCAGAACUAGUCUUUGGUUUUACCCAUUGUAAUGAAUGAUUAAGGGGAUUUGGGGUUUGUGUUACUUAAUAAUUAUUCCCCUUCCUGAAACAGGAAGUCAUGACUGAACAACAACAUGUUUCUAGUCACCUUGAGGUGGUAAGAAAAUUUUAAUAUCAUUGGAAAUAUACUUCAGAUUUAUUAUAAGGGGUGCGAAUAAUUGUGUACAGUGUGUAUUAGAGAAAAACCUUUAUUUAAUAAUGAUUUUCUUUUUUGUCACAGCUUAAAAAGAGAAACAUUGCAGGUUUAUUUUCACAGAUUUCUUUGCUUAUAUUUAUCAAGGGUGCCAAUAUUUUUGUCCAUAAUGUAAAUGUGUGCUUCUGACUACAGGGGAAAUUCAUUUACCAGAAUCAUUUCCAAAUGGUGAAUAUUUUUUUAGGUUGCACAUUCUGACAGCCAACACAAAAAGCCUUUGAUGACAUUGACAAUGCUUUCUUUGGUCAAACAUAAAAUAAAAUGUUUGUAAUAUGAAAAAUAAUUUGUUUUGUAUUUGGAAAGAGAUUUAAGUAAUAUAAUUGUUUUGCAACCAGUUAUAUUGGAGAGAUGAUAUUUAUCUUAUUUUUGGGCCACUAAAUCUCAUAACGGAUGUUUUUUCAUGACAUUGAUGUAGAUCAUUGAUUAGAUGAUGAUGAUGAUGUUGUUAUUUUAUUAUUUUUUAUUUUCUUGUUUAUACUGGAAUGGCACUUAUAUGUCAAAAGCAUUUUUGAAGGACAUUUAACUGUUAUUAUUUUAGGGUGAUUUAUCAAUAAAUCUGAUUUAUUUGAUGGAA